This is a messenger RNA of Pungitius pungitius (ninespine stickleback), 3505 nucleotides long. RefSeq lists its product as uncharacterized. The transcript is spliced from 6 exons. The record is from RefSeq and is a predicted model, not a curated record. The coding region runs from base 907 to 1947 and encodes 346 amino acids. Lineage: Eukaryota; Metazoa; Chordata; Actinopteri; Perciformes; Gasterosteidae.
UAAGCUGUCGUUUUCGAUCUCAGUCCUGCAGUCUUGAGCAUGUAGUUAAAUUCCUCACAGGGUGCAUUGUGAGCCAUAUAAAGAUAAGAGGAAAUGCUGUUCUAAAUGUUCCGCAUUGGUGGUCUGUGUCUGUGAACAAGGAGGGAGGACGGCAAAGGUGUGUUGUUCCCCGGGACGUCUUACAAGAGAACUUCUGAACAGUAACAGUAUUUCCUACACACCAAAUGUUCUCACUGCUUGAAAGUCAUUGAUUGGAAAAGUAAAGUAACAGAAAAGAAUAACAGUAUAGAAUUGUUACCCUUUACUCGUUAGGGGUUACAGGGAAGUUCUUUGUUGGCUUUUUAAUGGCUUUUAAAUGUUUGUUUGUUUGAAUGUUAUGCAAUGAAAAAAAUGAACUCUAUCAUAAAAAAAUAAUGUUUGAGACUACGUUUAUAAUCAUUUUAAGGCCAAUGCUCGUUUAACUGGACGCAGGUCUCGCAGAUACUUGAUGAAAAAAAAACACGUGACCACGCAGGUCCCCCAAAAAGAUGUCCCAUCCCUCACAGUAACGAGCCGAGGCUAUUCUAUUCAGCUUGCAACACCGUUUUCUACUCCCAACACAUUUAUGAUCUUCUCAUCUCAUUUGCAGUCCACGGCGCGCCAGCACCCUGCCCGUAAACACUCUGUCUCGCCUGUAGUGGCGAACAAGGAAUGCCCACGGGUCGCGUUGGAAACAAAUACACACAAACGACACAAACGGGAGAUUCCUAGUGAGCAGAACGACUCACAGCAGCCCGGUGGACAACCAAAGGGGGGCCUUUCGCGUAAAAGCUGCUCCGUCCCUCUCACAGUGGGAGGUUCGCGUGAGCUUCAGCCGCAGCCCGCUCGCGCACUCGUCGCCGCGGGGGGGGGGGGGGGGGGGGCGGGAUGCGGGCUGCGCCGCAGUCUCGGGGCCUCGUCUCCGCCAUUGGAAGAAGGCCGGCGCGCGCGUGGUGGCUCGUCUUCCUCCUCUUCCAGGAGACCUGGGGCCUACACAUUCAGAACAAGCUGCUGGUUAAAUGCCUGCAGGCGCAUGGGGGAACCUUUGGAGGCAGAGUGUCUCUGGCCGAUUGCAGCCCACAUUCGGCCUCACAGGAAUGGCGUUGGCUCCCGGGGAGCCGGGCUCUCAGCCAUCGCCACACCGGGGAGUGUCUGACCGCACCGAGAGAGCCGUAUGAAGGUGUCCAACUGCGGCCCUGCGUCUUCAGGGCGGACAGUGUCCAGACCGACGGCGGCGGGCGGGACGCGGGCAGAGAGGCAAGCGGCCAGGCGUGGUUCUGUUCCAAGAAGGGCCACCUCACUUUGGUAGGGAGGGGGCUGCACCUUAGUGCAACGCAGGAAUCCACUUUGGUCUUCCUUUCAAGAGAGCAUAAGCAGCCUGGCAGCAGGUGGCGCUCACUUGACAACCAGACGCUGUGCAAUGGCAGAGACAACCGACACAAACCUCACCACAAUCUGGGGAAAUCGUUGGCAUCUGGGAUUUUUCAAAGUGCCAUCUCUGACAUAAAGGCUCAACCAUUUGAAGGUAUGAUGGUAGGUGAAGUCACAGACACAUAUCCUGCAAUGAAUGUGCCUCUUUUGUCGCCAAGCAACAAAUCCACUGCAGAUCUCGGCGGAGUUUUCUUUACUACGGACAAUGGAAUGGGCUGGAAGAUCACCAUGCUGGCACUAAGCUCUUUGGCUCUGGUCAUUGGAAUCGUGAUUCUUAUCCUCAAUGUUCACUCCAAGAGGAAGGAAGUGGUGUGUGUUUUAAAGUCGUACUCUGCGAGGCCUGAGAGGAGCGUCCCUGGCUCCCCGGGGUGCAGCAGUGAAAGAGCCCUGCUGACAGAGCACGCCUCGACACUCCCGCAGUCGUCCCCAGCUGUCCGCCGAGGAGAAAUCCUCAUCGAGUGGAAGGACGGCACUGUCACUCCGCUGUACGAGCCCUGAACGAGGCGCUGUUCAGGCCGGGGCCCCUGGCGCAAAGUGGAACUGAACGUAUAUGAGACAAACAGAAGGCGAAUACUGUUAGAGCUCAUGGGGCACAAUCGGGCUGUUUCUGUUUGACCCAUCUACCACAGGAAGAUGCAUGCUGACUUCCGGUGUUUGCGAUCAAAGGGAUUUGUUAUUGGAUGAAAGCAUUCAGCUAUAGUUUUCUAGGCUUACUUUAAUUACAACUCAAGGGCUCAACAAAGUAACCCGUAGCUUAACGCCUGUAGUUGGGUAAAUACUUGAAAAAACUAAUCUAUGGUCAGCUAUGUCUGCAUGACCACCAUGUCCCAGUUUAAUGUAGGACACAAUAGACCUGUGGCCUCUUACAUAGUUCCUUGAUUUUGCUUGACUUAACAUGUCUUGGCUCUUGAGGCUCACACCCUUAAUACGUGGAUGAUCCUAGGAAAAUAUUAUUGCAGUUGUUUUUGUGGUCUUUUGUUAGAAGGAAGUUCCGAGAAAGCUAGAUUAAAAUCUUAAAUCUAUUUCAUUUGACAAAUGACAAUAGUCUAACACGGUGCAAUCCAGUAGUGUAGUGCACUUAGCUUAGUAACAUCACAUAACCGUCUAUCAUUUGAAUUUGAAAGGUUCGCUUACAGCGUUGAUUUGAGCUUUUCAGUUCCUCUCAACCUUGGAAACAGCCCUUCGCUUAAAGUCCACUUGAGCUUUUUAAGCUCACCACACAUCUUCAUGGGCAGGUGAAAUUUGACAUGGAACUGAGGAGCUUUAAGCUUUUUUGUCUUUGUGAGCACUUUUAGGAUCAGUUAACUAUAAAUAUGAUGAUGUUGAAAGCUGCAGAACCAGUUUCUGACUGGAGAUUGUUUUGUCAACAAUUAUUAACUUGUUUGUAUGUGUGUGUGUGGACCAAUAAUUUGUGACAAAUGUGUUAGUUUGCCAACAAAAAAGUAAGGCAAAUAAAACGUGACAUACCAGCCGUAUACGAUCGCCUUGUACUUUUUUUGACGACGUAGGGAGUUGAUGUAUCUUCUACCGUCAGCCAGUUGCUGAUAAAAUCAACAUUUAUAGUAAUUACUUGGGACAAUCUGCAGGAGUUCAGUAAUGACACAAAUAUUUAGUCUGUGAUGGUGGUGAUGAGGCCUUUUAGAGGACAUGGAAUUCCCUGUGGCACGGAAACCUCCCAGCAGGAGGAGUCUGUUAACAACGGGCAACCAAAGGCUGUUUAAUGUUUUGUUUCGUGUUGUUAAGUCAACUUAAUCUCUCCUUCAUUUUUAUAUAAUGAGCAGAUACGUGUUGGGACACAUCCCAGCCCGAAGGAGUGUCCAUGUACACCUGUUUACGUGUGUUUUUAAGGACAUUUCUGUACACCAAACCUAGAGAGACACCCUGCCUCUGCUGCCGGCAGCGUUCACCCUAAUGAGAGGGCGCAGUGCAAUGACACACGGCACCCUUCAUAACCACAUCCACAUGCCCGACGAGGGAAUACGAGCGGAUUCUUUUUUUUGUUUUGUGUAAACAAAAUGUAACAAAUUGGCAUUGACUCGUGGGUUAACCAAAACAU